AUGUCGACGAACUUGAUUUUCUUUCGCAAGUUCUCAUUCUUAUACUGCUGUCUUAGUACAAACGACUUCACGCCUCGACAGCACGGACCCGACAAACCAGAGUAUCGGAUACUCCCAAACCCCCCUCUGGAGGUCUUCUACCUUUUGGUCCGCCCGUCACGCUCAUGUUCGUUGAACCUCGACUUCUCUACUUGGCCGGAUAGAAAGACCUGUGUAUAUUACGCUCAGCCCGAGCACAAGAUUCAGGGCCAAUAUGGUGGUGUAUUGGUCGGCUUGGAUGCAUUUUUGGGAGGCUUGGAACGGCAUACCCGAAGCGGAGUGGCUGAUGCCACAACCCACGAGAGCAUCUACUUGAGGCUGCGCAUUAUGAAUGGCCUCCGUGAUGAACAACUCUCGUAUGUACUGUGUAUGAAGGAGAUAGAAUUCAAUGCUGAUACAACAUCACUUGCCAUGUACAUGGGCGCACUGUGA
Molecule: messenger RNA, 471 nt
Organism: Colletotrichum lupini
Lineage: Eukaryota; Fungi; Ascomycota; Sordariomycetes; Glomerellales; Glomerellaceae
Exons: 1
Coding region: 1-471 (156 amino acids)
Source: RefSeq, a predicted model, not a curated record